AUGACCAUGUCAAGAGUUAAAGAACAAAAACACCGUUGGGGUGGUGCAGAUCGGGUGAAACCAAAACGACACCCAACUUAUGCCGAAAUGGUGAAAUCAGCACUUGUUUCACUGAAUAAUCGUGCUAGUUCGUCGAUUCAAACGAUAAUGAAAUACAUUUUGACUAAAUAUUUAUUAAAUGCCACACCAGCGAAAAAGUAUUGUACAAAAGCAUUGACAAAUGGUGUGACCAAAGAUGUUUUUCAUCAAACAAGAAGUGAAGAUUUUUAG
Didymodactylos carnosus is the source of this 270-nucleotide messenger RNA. The record is from the annotation of a GenBank genome assembly. Lineage: Eukaryota; Metazoa; Rotifera; Eurotatoria; Philodinida; Philodinidae.